AGCUGGUUCACAGGAUGUCGAAUGAAACAUUUUCCUCGAUCCAUAGUUUCCCCACUAUAAAAACUCCCCAAAGCCAAGCCCCCAUCGCCUGUGCCUCAGUCUCAUUUCUCUCUUAUCCUUCUUCUUUUCCACUUUCCAAACUUGUCAAACAAAUUUAAUUACAUGACAACUCUCCCUCAAACACAAGGCAAAACCAUCCCAGAUGCCUGGGACUAUAAAGGCCGCCCUGCUGAGCGGUUCCGAACCGGUGGCUGGACUGCCGCCGCCAUGAUUUUAGGUGGGGAGGCUUGCGAGAGGUUGAUAACGCUGGGUAUAGCCGUUAACUUAGUGCCAUAUUUAACGGGUACCAUGCAUUUAGGAAAUGCUGCUUCUGCAAAUACAGUCACCAACUUUCUUGGCACCUCUUUCAUGCUUUGCUUGCUCGGUGGAUUUGUUGCCGAUACCUUUCUUGGCAGGUACCUCACCAUCGCAAUCUUUGCUACCGUUCAGGCAACUGGUGUCACAAUAUUAACAAUAUCAACCAUAGUCCCAAGUCUACGACCGCCAAAAUGCACCGCGAACACGGUCCCACCUUGCAUCACGGCAAAUGAUAUGCAGCUAGUAGUCCUCUACAUAGCGCUAUACCUCACCGCCCUCGGAACCGGCGGUCUAAAAUCGUCGGUUUCUGGGUUUGGAUCAGACCAGUUCGAUGAUUCAGACAAAGAAGAAAGAAGGCAAAUGACAAACUUCUUCAACUGGUUCUUCUUCUUCAUAAGCAUCGGAUCGCUCUGCGCAGUCACCGUCCUUGUUUACAUCCAAGGCAACUUGGGGAGAAAAUGGGGCUACGGAAUAUGUGCGUGUGCGAUAGUGUUCGGUCUGGUUGUGUUUUUGAGUGGCACGAGACGGUACCGUUUCAAGAAAUUAGUAGGAAGCCCUUUGACGCAGAUCGCGACAGUGUUUGUGGGGGCCUGGAAAAAGAGGAACUUGGAAUUACUUUCGGAUUCGUCGCUGCUCUUUAAUGUUGAUGACAUUAUAGAUGGGAAUAAGAAGAAAAAACAAAGACUGCCGCAUACCAAGCAGUUCCGUUUCUUGGACAAAGCAGCAAUCAAAGAUGAAGAUACAGCAAGUGGCACUGCUUUGGUAAACAAGUGGUGUUUAUCAACCCUAACAGAUAUUGAGGAAGUUAAAAUGGUGAUUAGAAUGUUACCCAUAUGGGCCACCACAAUAAUAUUUUGGACAGUUUAUGCCCAAAUGACCACAUUUUCAGUGUCACAAGCAACUACCAUGGACCGCCAUAUUGGCAAGUCGUUCCAAAUCCCUCCUGCAUCACUGACUGUCUUCUUCGUGGGCAGCAUUCUAUUGACCGUCCCGAUCUAUGACCGAAUCAUUAUUCCCGUAACCAGAAAACUACUUAAAAACCCACAAGGACUAACCCCUUUGCAACGCAUUGGGGUCGGUCUAGUUUUCUCAACAUUUGCAAUGGUCGCAGCAGCUCUUACGGAACUAAAGCGUUUGAAAGUUGCAAGAUCACAUGGUUUGACAAAUAAUCCAACGGCUAAGGUUCCUUUAAGUGUUUUCUGGCUGGUCCCACAGUUUUUGCUUGUCGGUUCCGGUGAGGCCUUCACGUAUAUUGGACAGCUUGAUUUUUUCCUAAGGGAGUGUCCUAAAGGUAUGAAGACCAUGAGCACAGGACUGUUUUUGAGUACACUAUCACUUGGGUUUUUCUUUAGCUCUUUAUUGGUUACUAUAGUGCACAAAGUGACCGGGGAUAGGAAGCCGUGGCUGGCAGAUAAUCUCAAUCAAGGGAAGCUUUAUAAUUUCUAUUGGUUAUUGGCAAUUCUGAGUGGUCUGAAUAUCGUGGUUUAUUUGGUUGCUGCGAAAUGGUAUGUGUAUAAAGAUAAGAGACUUGCUGAAGAGGGAAUAGAAUUGGAAGGAGCAGAAAUUGUUUGCCAUUAAUAAAUGAUAUCUGAACCAAAUUAAGAAAAAAAAAAAAAAAGUGAAAGAAAUUUCCUAUAUCCCUACUUUUUUACUUGAAUAAAUUUGUGUGAGUUUGUAACCUUUAUGUAAAAAUGAACCAAAAUUGAAGGAUCGCUCCUCAAAGGCUGUGAUAAAAACCACAAUCAUUUUCA
Messenger RNA from Ziziphus jujuba (common jujube), 2108 nucleotides. RefSeq names its product protein NRT1/ PTR FAMILY 6.3. Gene Ontology annotation, biological process: transmembrane transport; response to nitrate; oligopeptide transport. Gene Ontology annotation, cellular component: membrane. The record is from RefSeq and is a predicted model, not a curated record. The coding region runs from base 163 to 1935 and encodes 590 amino acids. Gene Ontology annotation, molecular function: nitrate transmembrane transporter activity. Lineage: Eukaryota; Viridiplantae; Streptophyta; Magnoliopsida; Rosales; Rhamnaceae. The transcript has 5 exons.